Molecule: messenger RNA, 2136 nt
Organism: Monoraphidium neglectum
Lineage: Eukaryota; Viridiplantae; Chlorophyta; Chlorophyceae; Sphaeropleales; Selenastraceae
Exons: 4
Coding region: 1-2136 (711 amino acids)
Biological process (GO): protein ubiquitination
Cellular component (GO): Cul4A-RING E3 ubiquitin ligase complex
Source: RefSeq, a predicted model, not a curated record
AUGCCGGCCCCGUUUUCACCCCGGCCCCACUCCGCGCCGCGCCGCGCCGCAGCCCUGCGGGAGGCGAUCGCUCUGACCGCGUUCACCACAUUCCUUGGGACCCUCGGCCCCGGCCUGGCCGCGACGCGCGAGGCGGUUUCGACGGAGCGGGGGCCGAUGGCGGCGGUUGACUACCCCUCGGCGGUGCUCAUCCUGCCCUGCAUGUACUACGGCAUAUCAUUCGGCGUUAUUGUCAACGCGGCGCUGCCCUGGUGGCUGCUCUCUCUGGGAGUCGUCAUCCAGAUCGCGAUCUCGAACAUUGAGCUGCUGAUCUCGAUCGCGCUUAUGGUCGGCGCCAAGCGGGAGAUCCUGCGGCUGGCCGAGACGAUUAAGGCCGAGGCGCAGGCGCUGGCGAUGGUGGCAAGCGGCGACCCGUUCCUGCUGGGCGUGCAGGGCGGCUGCGACACGUGCGACGACGGUGAUGCCGCCGUUGCCAACGGCGGUGCCGCCGCCGCUGGUGAAAGCGGCGGGCCUGGCGCAGGCGGCAGCGGUGGCUUGCGGCAGGCGCUCUGCUGCGGCGCCGGCGGCGCCGUCGGGGCCGAGCAGCGCGCGGGCGCGAAGGCCGAGGGCGACGCGUCUGUUCAGGGGCGGCGCGAGGCGCUGGAGCAGCUGCGGGCGCGCGUGCGCAAGCUGCACAGGCGCGCCACGCAGAUCGAGGCGCUCGCGCUGCUGUUCCCCGCGUUUCACUUUCCGACGCAUCACGAGAUCGCGAGGCUGGCAAAGACUGACGUGGAUACCAUAUUCGGGCGGGGCCACGGGCUCAGCCGCGAGCCGCAGCACGCUGACUCAGCGGAGGUCGCCGACCGCGCGUGCCGUGGCGCCAGCACGCACAGCAUGGCCGGCGACUGGGCGCCCAGUGAGGCCGGCGGCCACUCCGGCGGCAGCGGCGGCUGCUGCGGGCGCCGCGGCGCGGGGGUGUGGACCAACACAGGCGGCGUGCCGGUCGCGCCGCCGCCGCUGCCGGCCGGCAGGCUUGGGCGCCUGCGGCGGUGGUGGGGCAUGCAACCUGGUUUUGAGCUGUCGCUCGUGUUCAAAAUCGUCAUCCUGCACCUCUUUACAGAGUUCCUGCGCCACGCGCAGGCCAAGCCCUGCACCAAGCGCUUCUGGUUCAUGCUGUUCGUCAUCGCCGGGUGUGUCACCAUCCUGCUUAUGUCCAUGGCCGCCUCUUUCUGCCGCAAGCGCCUGUGGCGCGGCCCCCGCUGGCUGGACGCGCAGGCGGUGAUCCGGCACCAGCACGCGGCCGAGGAGGCCGCCAAAGACCCAGAAGCGGUCUACGCGAUCGCCGACGCCGACGCCGACGCCGGACGGGAAGCUUCCCGGCAGGCGCUCGCCGCCGAUGACGACGCGGCGGCCGCGGCCGGCGGCGACAGGGCCGCCGGGCAGCUCCAUCAUCUACACCACAAGGGCGGCGCCGCAAAAGCCGCUGCUGGCGUCGGCGUCAGCUCCGCAGAUGCUGCGUUCCUUGCCGCGGGCGCGCGCAGGCCGGCGCCGCCGCCGACGCGCAACCCGCUUGUGAAGGCCGGGCGGUGGUUCAGGGCGCACUCGCCAUUCAGGGUGGGGGCGUUUGAGGACGCCAUAAAGUGUGACCAUGCCUGCGUCAGCCAGGACGGGUUUUCCAGGUGGAGCAUGUGGCGAGUCAUCGGGACCGAGCUGGCGGCCUUCCCGCUGGCGGUGUUGGGGUGCGCCCUCGGCUUCCCCGGCGGCCCCGCCCUGUCUUGGCUCCUCCUCGGCCUUCGCAUCAAGCCGCACAUCGUCGCCGCCACGUCGCGCUACCUCGUUAUGACGUUCACGUUCGGCAGCUUCAUAGCUUACAUAAUCGCCGGCAACCUGCGCGUCACGUACGCGCUCGCUUACGGGCUCAUCAACUUAGUCGUCGCGCCGCUGGGGAUGGCGCUGUUCCGCCGCUUGUCACUGCCCAGCCACAUCCUCUUGGUGGUCAGCGCUGUAAUGGGGCUCACCGCGAUGGGCGCGAUUAUUGCGACGGAGCUGGUGCCCUGGAUGGGCGCGUUUCUGGACCCUGAAAGCGCCACCCAGAUCAUGCAGGACGAGAACCUGUUUGACAUUGGCCGCUUCUGCUUCGCGCACCACCGUGCGUAG